Messenger RNA from Hevea brasiliensis (rubber tree), 741 nucleotides. Its product is annotated as probable WRKY transcription factor 50. The transcript has 3 exons. Gene Ontology annotation, biological process: regulation of DNA-templated transcription. NCBI's taxonomy places the organism in Eukaryota, Viridiplantae, Streptophyta, Magnoliopsida, Malpighiales, Euphorbiaceae. Gene Ontology annotation, molecular function: DNA-binding transcription factor activity; sequence-specific DNA binding. Bases 37 to 567 code for a protein of 176 amino acids. The record is from RefSeq and is a predicted model, not a curated record.
ACCUCUGCGUGUGUGUGUGUAUAUAUAUAUAUAUAUAUGAUCUCAUUACAUUGGAGGAAAACUAUGCUACCUUGUAUUAGAUACUGGGAUUAUAUGUCUCACUCUGGCUCUAAUUUUUCUGGUACUCCAGACAGCGACUAUGGUGAGCCUACAAACUUUGAGCUCUCAGAAUUCUUGAAGUUUGAUGAGUGGAUAGAAGAAGAUGAUCAACCUUCUCUGCUUUCUGCUUCUACCCAAAAUCCUGUUUAUCGAGCUCAUGUAAUCGGUGAUUCAGGUUUAGCUACCAGCACCCAUGGAGGGCCUAGUAUCGAGGGCAGGGAACAGAAGGAAGGUAAAGAGAGGGUGGCAUUCAAGACAAAAACAGAAGUUGAGAUACUAGAUGAUGGGUUUAAGUGGAGGAAGUAUGGGAAGAAGAUGGUCAAGAAUAGCCCAAACCCAAGCAGAAAUUAUUAUCGGUGCUCGGUUGAAGGCUGCCAUGUCAAGAAGAGAAUAGAAAGAGAUCGAGAGGAUCAAAGCUAUGUAAUAACAACCUAUGAGGGUGUCCACAAUCACCCAAGUUCUUCUUAGGCUUCAAGCUUUACUGUUGCUUUCAGUUCAUUGAGUUUCUGGCUAGCAUUGCACAACCCCACUUUCACUUUCUUAAUGAUAUGAUACAAUUAUGUUGGGUUGUCUCCAAUCUGAGUCUAAUGAACUGAAAAAAAAUUAUAAUAUUAUUAAUAUUUCAUUAUAGUUUUUGUAAAA